UAAUAUAAUGCUAUCUUAAGUAUUUUUUAUACUAGUUUAUUCGUUUACUCUGAUCAGUUUGAUUUUUAUUACAAUCAAGCAAUUAGAAUUUACGUAAAUAGAUGGCAGAAAGCUUUAUUAUCAAUAAUCGGAAUUUGUUGCAGUGUUUUAUAUUGCUAACCAUCAAUAAUGAAGAUGCUUAUAUUACUAAUUUCAUCUUAUAUCAAGAGAGAGAGAGAGAGAGAGAGAAGAAAGAAAAAAAGAGAAGAAGAGAGUUUGAAUGUUCUAACCUACUUGAAUCUCUACAAAUCUCAGUGAAUUUCUGAUCGCUGAUGAAUACAGAGUUCCAAAAAAUUAAACGGAUAUAUCCAUCAUCCAAAUCAAGGACGGAGAUGUACUAACCAAAAUCAAGCCAGCUUCGGGUAUUGUGAUUGAUUCAUAGAGUCUACAAGCAUGUUGUAAAAAAAAUAUCAAUCACGCUGAAUGUAGCGAAUUCGAUUCACUGCACUGAGUGUCGAUUGCCGUUUUCACGUUCAUCCUGUUAACAGGGAGUCUCUCUCUUUUUCUGUGUUUAAAUGAAAAAAUGUCAGCUCUACUUUUCUAUACCUUAUUUUAUCUUUUGAUGUCCGGAUGUAUUGUUUAUCCGCCGACAGAAUUUGUCUCAGCGGGACUGACCGUCAAGGAUAUCUUUGCAAGCUGGCUUGGUAGCGAGAAUGAAUUUUUCGUACAUUAUCAUAUUAGAAGGAGCAUAGCCACGUUACUUCUACAUUCUCUAUUACCUCUGGGCUAUAUCCUAGGAUUGAUUUUCUUCAAUCACAUAGAUACUGGAAAAUUGUUAUUAGCUGAUGGAAAUUAUCUUGGACCAUUAAUCGUUCUUUGCGUCAUGAUCGUUCCACUUUAUAUGCUGAACAAAGUCUUUGAAUGGUCCGCCCAUAAUUGGACUACGCAUCCAAUAGCACAGAAUUUAUCUGUAUACAGUAAUAAUAAUACACCAUGGACAGUUGUCGCCGCGGAUAACGCGGAAUAUCGAAGAAUAGAUAAAAUUGUUAUUGCAACAAAUAGUGUAACUCGUGUUGUAGUAACGGAUAAUUGGAUUAUUAAGAUUACACCUUAUAAAUUACAAGUAGCACAUCAAAGUGAUGCGACAUUAGUCGUGAAUAAAAGCGACGUACAUUUCAUGUCACCGACAACAAGAGAUCAAGUUCAAUUUAUUAAUAUACAAGUGAAACCCAUGCGUGCGAUGGCACAAGAAUUUGACAUAAGAUUAAACGCGUUGGAUUUUAAGGAUUUUCAGGACAAAGUUUCCCGACCAAUUAUUGUACUGGACAAUAUAACGUUCCAUAGAACGCUGCUUGACAGAUUUAUUGAUACUUUCAAAGAUGAAGUCGCUAAAAAUCCAUUCUAUAAUACUACCCAGGAGUUGAGCCAAUGUAUCGGAUGCAUGCAAGCGAUCUCGAAUGUAAAAUUAUACAGAUUAUGCAGUAGUAUCGAAACUAGAAACCAUGAUUGUACAAUGUGUGACUGCCGUCCAAUGUGGUGUAUAGAAUGUAUGGCAAAGUGGUUUGCCUCGAGGCAAGAUGAGAAUACACCAGAAACGUGGUUGUCCUCCAAGUGCACCUGUCCUCUUUGCAGAGCACGAUUUUGUGUCUUAGAUGUCUGUCUUGUAAGACAUCCUAAUAGUCGUUAUGAUCCUAAUGAUCCUAAUUUUCCUAAUUAAUAUUCAUAUGUAUUAUUCUUAUGAAAUUCUUAUCUGUAUCAUAAUUUUUUUUAAUUAAAUACAUUUUUUUAAUUAAAUACAA
This is a messenger RNA of Pogonomyrmex barbatus (red harvester ant), 1778 nucleotides long. RefSeq names its product E3 ubiquitin-protein ligase TM129. Gene Ontology annotation, cellular component: endoplasmic reticulum; membrane. The record is from RefSeq and is a predicted model, not a curated record. NCBI's taxonomy places the organism in Eukaryota, Metazoa, Arthropoda, Insecta, Hymenoptera, Formicidae. Gene Ontology annotation, biological process: protein ubiquitination. Gene Ontology annotation, molecular function: ubiquitin protein ligase activity.